AUGGUAGCCUGCCAGUUUGACAAGCUGCACGUGAUGCCGGAGCCGGAACUGAAACACCACCAGAAGGAGUGCCCGAGUCGUUACCUGAUGGACAGAGAGCUGCAGAAAAGGGCUGGAGGAAAUGAAGGGCUGAUGGGAGCUGUUAAGGGGCCUCAGAUUGUCUCUUCUUAUACUGACGAGGAUGAUUGGGAAACCGAGGCUCAUCAUUCCUUUUCUGGCAAAGGACUUUUCAACAGAAAGUUAGAACAGCGGCGGGAAGAGCCAGUCCCCGACUCCUACUUCUACGGCGGCAGUUCCAGUCCCAGCAGACAGCGCCCUGGCCAGCAGAACUCGCACGGGCGAUCGUCUGCCUAUAACCACAUGGAGGAGGAAGAAGCAUUCCGGCGAGUUCCCCACGCCCCGUCCACCGCGGCUCAGCUCUCCCUCCCAGCGCAGAAAGGGGGGCGGCUGGUGGGCUCGGGCAGUCAGGUGUUCCAGUACUCCCUGAACCAGGCCAUGGGUGGGAUGGGGAUGGGACGGGGCAGGGGCAUCAGGCAGCCUCGGCCAGGUGAGACAGACGGACGUCUUAAAUGUCCUGUCAUUGAGACAGACAUCUUUUGUGUGUUAUAA
Messenger RNA from Aplysia californica (California sea hare), 609 nucleotides. RefSeq lists its product as uncharacterized. The record is from RefSeq and is a predicted model, not a curated record. Bases 1 to 609 code for a protein of 202 amino acids. The transcript is spliced from 4 exons. Lineage: Eukaryota; Metazoa; Mollusca; Gastropoda; Aplysiida; Aplysiidae.